ACAAGAAUGCAAGACAAAUCAUCACACCGUCUUUAUAAGCUACGUAAUACCGCUUCCGGGUCUCUCGCGUGCCAGUUAAGUCAAAAUGACCAAGAAAAGGAGGAACAACGGCCGUGCUAAGAAGGGCCGUGGCCAUGUUCAGCCCAUCCGCUGUACCAACUGUGCCCGCUGUGUCCCCAAAGACAAGGCCAUCAAGAAGUUUGUCAUCAGGAACAUUGUUGAGGCAGCGGCUGUGAGGGACAUCUCUGAGGCUAGUGUGUUCGAUGCUUACAUUCUGCCAAAGCUGUACGUGAAGCUUCAUUACUGCGUGAGCUGUGCCAUCCACAGCAAAGUGGUGAGGAACCGAUCACGUGAGGCCAGGAAGGACCGUACGCCACCUCCACGCUUCAGACCUGCUGGUGCUGUCCCAAGAGUCCCAGCUAAGCCCAUGUGAAGUGGAGCAUUUUGCUGAUGUUUGUACGUAAAUAAAUAAUGCCUCCUUAAGACCA
Molecule: messenger RNA, 488 nt
Organism: Neoarius graeffei (lesser salmon catfish)
Lineage: Eukaryota; Metazoa; Chordata; Actinopteri; Siluriformes; Ariidae
Gene: rps26
Product: ribosomal protein S26
Exons: 4
Coding region: 86-433 (115 amino acids)
Biological process (GO): translation
Cellular component (GO): ribosome; cytosolic small ribosomal subunit
Molecular function (GO): mRNA binding; structural constituent of ribosome
Source: RefSeq, a predicted model, not a curated record